AUGACCUCUCUCAUCAACACUGUGCGAAAUAAGUUCUUGGACGCAAUUAGAGCCGUUAACCCCCCGGGCAGAUGGAAGAUUUUGGUUGUGGAUGAGCAUGCUCAGCAGCUGCUGGGUUCCGUCUUGAAACAGUAUGACAUCCUCCAAGAGAACGUUACGCUGAUUGAAUCGAUCACCAACUAUCGCGAGCCUCAGCCUGGUUUUGAGGCCAUGUAUCUGUUAAUGUCGACCUCGCAGAACGUCGAUCGAAUAAUCAGAGACUUCUCCGACGGGAAACAGCAAUAUGCUGGUGCUCAUCUCUUCUUCAUUGACGGAUUGGAUGAGCAGCUAUUCCAACGCUUGACGUCGUCCCCAGCGGAACCGCAUUUGAAAGCUUUGCAGGAACUGUUUAUUAACUUCUGGGCCAUUGAAGCUCAAGCCUUUUCCCUCAAGUUACCCGGUGCAUUCUUCAACAUUUAUAGCCCACCUCGGAGCGACUCAGCGUUCCCCUCCGCUCGUAGUCGUCUCGAAGAGGAACUGCGGUUCGCGAGUAAGAUGAUUGUCAACGUCUGCAUUACCCUCAACGAAUAUCCCUAUAUUCGCUACUAUCUGCCGAGCCACCACGCACCUCUUGGCGCACUCAAGCCGCACGCGUCCACGCGCGCUCCGCCACCAGCAGAGGGCAGCGGACGAUGGCGCACACAGCUAGCGCGUGGUGCAGAAGCACGAUCGUACGAAGCUGCGGAUUCCGACUUUGUAACCAAGAUUCUCGCGUUCGCAGUGCAGCGUGAGCUGGAUGAGUACAAAAAGGCUAACCCUGAUUUCCCGAAAGCAUCCGACCCUCCUCGACCACGUUCUACAAUGAUUAUCACAGACCGUGCCAUGGACACUAUCUCCCCUUUCAUACAUGAAUUUACUUACCAAGCUAUGGCAAACGAUCUACUUCCUAUCGAAGACGGUACGAAGUACACAUACAAGUUCCAGUCCGCGCAAGGUACAUUUGAGGACAAGGCUGCGAUACUUUCCGACGCGGACAACGUGUGGACCGCUGUUCGGCAUAUGCACAUGCGCGAGGCAAUCGACAAGCUGAUGGCGGACUUCAACCAGUUUUUGCAGGACAAUGCUGGAUUCAAGGGAGAGGGAGCAGCAAACCUGAAUGACAUGAAGGACAUGCUUGCCAACCUACCGCAGUAUCAGGAGCAACGAGAGAAGUUCUCAUUGCACCUAAACAUGGCUCAAGAGUGUAUGGGGAUCUUCGAACGCGCUAAGCUGCCCUCUGUUGCAGCAGUCGAGCAGAAUUGCGCAACAGGUUUGACAGCUGAAGGUAAGACGCCGAAAACCUUGGUAGAGGAAAUGGUGCCACUGCUGGAUAGCCGAGAUGUUAUUAACUCCAACAAGGUUCGCGUGAUCGCCCUCUACAUCCAAUUCCGCGAAGGCGUGCCAGACGAGGACCGGCGAAGGUUGUACCAGCAUGCAAAACUGUUGAUGGCAGAGCAGGAUGCAGUCAAUGCUUUGGUGCACUUUGGAGUACGGAUAAGCAGAGGUCCAGGAGAUCGAGAUGUGAAGAAGAAGAUCAAACAAAAGACGAACAACGAGGAGGAAUACGAGCUAUCUCGAUUCAAACCUCUAUUGCGAACAGUACUGGAGGAUCACGUCAAUAACCGACUCGACCCCACGCUCUUUCCCUAUGUUAAAGAUGCACCAUCACUAGCGCCAGCAACACCCAGCUUGCGCACCGCAUCACCCAUACAGCCCACAACUUCUCUGCGGAGUGCGAAGCCUAGCUGGCACCGCGCCGCCAAGCCGGGCGGUGCUCGGGAAGAAAUUCGACAGCGCGUCUUCGUCUUCGUGGCCGGCGGUAUGACCUAUGGAGAGAUGAGAGAAGCGUAUCUCCUGUCCAAAUCCUUGAACAAGGACAUCGUUAUCGGUUCUACGCACGUCACUACACCUACACAGUUUGUCGACGAUCUCAAGGUCCUGGACCUCGGCGGCGUGGGCUCGCGCGCAAUCCCCAACGGACUCCCCGAGAGCAAGGGGGCGCGGCCUCUGCAGGCAUACUACGACGAGAAGUACUUUACUCGCGAUGCGCCGCGUCCACAGCCCGCUGCGGCGCCGGAGCCCAAGCACCGCCAGGAGCCAGGGCGAUUGCAUAAACCAUCAGUGCCCUCCUUCACUGGCUCGACGGCCUCUGUGAACAGUACCACGAGCAAGGAGAAGGACGAGAAGAAGAAGAAACGGGGGCUGUUCCACUUCUAA
Messenger RNA from Fibroporia radiculosa, 2235 nucleotides. RefSeq lists its product as uncharacterized. The transcript is spliced from 14 exons. Bases 1 to 2235 code for a protein of 744 amino acids. Gene Ontology annotation, cellular component: plasma membrane; secretory granule. Lineage: Eukaryota; Fungi; Basidiomycota; Agaricomycetes; Polyporales; Fibroporiaceae. Gene Ontology annotation, molecular function: syntaxin binding. Gene Ontology annotation, biological process: vesicle-mediated transport; intracellular protein transport. The record is from RefSeq and is a predicted model, not a curated record.